UGGCAACGACUUCAUCAAGUCCGAUGUAUUUCCCUAUCGAAAGAAUAGGUACAUAUCCAAACUCACCUCCUCUGACCUUUCGCGCAUUCAUAAGAUGGAUGCAUACCUCGGCAUCGGCAGAAUGGGUAAACAGAUAAAACUGGUUACUUGUCUCACCACAAAUCAGACCACCUGUUGCAGGUAAGUAGAGACGCAAAGAAACAGGUGAGGACUAUAGAAGGUAGGAAUUGGGAGGCAGAUCUUUGUGCUCAAGAUAUAAGAACAAAGCUAUAUCAUUUUCAAGAAUGCUAAACCAUAGUCAAAUCUUCUUCCUGCAUCUAUCAAACCACAAUUGAAGCAUCAGCGACAACGACUAUCAUCACUGCAGUCAAUCCAAACAUCGAAAAGCCACAUACCAUCCUACAAACUACGAAGAAAGUAUAAAAUGAUAUUAUUUGAAACAGAUACCUCAGUUUUUGAACUGCUAUGGGAUCUCGCCCUGGCAUUCUUUAUUGUCCGCAUCGCAUUCAUAUAUUUUAUCCUCACAUAUCUAUCGUCUCUCUUCUCAUCGUUCAUUUUUCUGAAUCGAGUCAUGCCAUAUAACCAUCUCACGGCUCCAGCCAGAGAACUUAUCGCCUUUCCAAUAUAUAUCCUUACAGUGGCGUUGUGGGCGAGGACUGUGAUUGUAUAUUAUGAAAUACCGCGCGUGCCAGGAUUUAGGAUCGCGAUUGGUCUGGUCGCUGGAUUCUUUAUGGUGAUAGCGGAAUUAGUGGGGGGUUUCGUGUUAUGGGAAGAGGGAUACAAAGAAUGGAUUUGGGAGACGAAUUUACUUGGCGCGGGGCUAGGGAUGUUAUCAUUGAUACUAUUCGAGGGGAUGCCAUGGGUAUUGAUGCUGCUUGAAAGGAGUGAGAUGAACGAGACCACUCAUGGGCAUGAAGAAAAGCCAAUUAUAAGUGCUGUCCCAACGAUUGGAAAGACGGAGAAAGUGAAUAUUGAAGAUAAAAAGACGAAUUGAGGUUGAGAGAUAUGGCUAUACGCUGGAACGUCCUCAUGGGAGCAAGAUAUCUCGAAUUGGUUUACACUUAGUGAAGAUAAUCCCAAGUUGGGCCUGGAUUACGUCUACGCAAUCAUUUACAGCAUGCUUCAAAGCAAAACUGCUUAUCGUCUUUGUGCGAGAUAAAAAGUCCUAAUUUCGGAGUCAUGUACGAAUGAUAUGGUGGAUGAUGUGGUGGAUGAUGUGGUGGAUGAUGUGGUGGAAG
Messenger RNA from Botrytis sinoallii, 1238 nucleotides. RefSeq lists its product as uncharacterized. NCBI's taxonomy places the organism in Eukaryota, Fungi, Ascomycota, Leotiomycetes, Helotiales, Sclerotiniaceae. The record is from RefSeq and is a predicted model, not a curated record. The coding region runs from base 425 to 994 and encodes 189 amino acids. The transcript is spliced from 2 exons.